CUCUCUCUCUCUCUCUACAGAGGCCGAACCUGACCUUAGCAUCUCUCUCCAAUAUAAUAUCGAUACGGACGUUGCGUGACCUCCCUGUUCCAUCUCCAUCUCAGCUCCUAGCUCCCUCCCGCUUCUCUUCGGCGCCAAUUCCGGAAGAUUGCUCCAUGUAGUGCGCGAUGCGUCCGUGAGGAUUCAAAUGGUACUGGUCGGUGCACGGCUUCCCGGGACUGCGAACGCGUGGAUCUGCUGGCGGUCAUAUGGCCCCCAGCUCACUGAAGUUGGACCUGAAGAUAUGUAUGAAUCACUUUUGUGCUGUCUGAGAAGUACAUUUAGCUGAAAAGCUUUUUCCAUGGGGUAAGAAGUGGGCGAAAUGCUUUUGCAUGUCAGAAUUUUGAGGACAUGGCAGAGACACGAGAUGAGGCAGGGCCAUCUGAGCAAGGGACUCCGACUGCUCCAUGGUGGCCUUCAGAUUUUAUGGAGAAGUUUGCAUCUGUUUCCUUGGGUUCUCAAGAAGAAAGUUUAAGUAACAAAGAAUCCCCUAGGAAUGCUGAGCAAGAUGCAUUGUCUCCUCAGACAGCCUCCCAAAUUCUUUGGAGCACUGGAAUGCUUUCUGACCCGAUUCCCAAUGGAUUUUAUUCUGUCAUUCCUGAGAAACGGCUCAAAGAGCAUUUUGAUACCAUUCCGACACUGGAAGAGCUUCAUGCGCUGGGUGCAGAAGGCGUCAGAGCUGAUGCCAUUCUGGUAGACUUUAAAAAGGACAGAAAGCUGACUAUGCUGAAGCAGCUGAUGCUAACUCUAGUUAAGGGAGCAAAUUCAAAUCCUGCUGCAACAAUUAAGAAGAUUGCUGGACUGGUUUCUGAUGUUUAUAAAAGGCCAAAUGCGGAGAGUCCUGCAAAAGCUGCACUAGAGGAGAGCUCCCACAUGUUUGAGAAUCGUGUUGUCCAGAUGUUGGGCCAAAUAAAGCAUGGUUCAUGUCGUCCUCGAGCUAUUUUGUUUAAGGUUCUUGCAGAUACAGUAGGUCUUGAAAGUAGGCUCAUGGUGGGUUUACCAAUUGAGGGGGGCGUUGAGUGUGUUGACUCGUAUAAGCACAUGUCUGUGAUGGUUACAUUGAAUUCGGUGGAACUGCUUGUAGAUCUUAUGCGAUUUCCGGGCCAACUGAUUCCCCGUUCGACUAAGGCCAUCUUUAUGACCCAUAUUUCUGCAGCAGGGGAAAGUGAUUCUGCAGAAAAUGAUUCCUGUGAUUCACCGCUUGAACCAAAUAGCCCCCUCUAUGGAUAUUCUGAGAAGGUGGAUCCUGAAAGUGCUGACAAAGAUGAAAGAUUGCAAUUCCAUCGAAGAUUAGAGGCCUCGAAUAUUUCUGGUCGGUCCUUGAGAGAUCUGAUGAUCGACAGGAAGUUGAGCUUAUCACAGAGUGAACCAAACAUUGCGAACACAUUUUGGAGACGUAGUCGGAGAAAGGUUGUUGCUGAGCAAAGGACUGCUAGUUCAAGCCCAGAGCAUCCUUCUCUUCGAAUUCGUGGACGGUCAAUGCUAAGUGGUGAUAGGAAGUUACAUAGAGAUUUUGUCAAUGAAGCAACUUCAUCAAGGUCAGAAGGUGCAUCCACUUCAGAAGCUCGAAGGAUAAGAAGAAGAAGCAUAAGCAUCACCCCAGAGAUUGGCGAUGAUAUUGUGAGGGCUGUGCGGGCAAUGAAUGAGACAUUGAAGCAAAACCGACUACUGAGAGAGCAAGGGAAUGAUAGGUCAUUCUCUUUUACUUCAGAUGAAAGAAAUAGCAAAGAUCUACAGAAAGACCCUCAGGCAUCAAGUUUCCAUUUUGAUGCUCAUGAUGAAGUCUCUGGUGGAAUAUCUCCGAUGUAUGAUCGGGAGAAUAUAAGUUCUCAGAAGGCUAUAUCGUUGCCCUCAUCUCCUCAUGAGUUCAGAGGUGAAUCCUCUGAGAGAAGCCUUGUAGUGAACUAUCCAUGCGACAAUGAAUUGUUUUCGACGUGGAAUAAAGUUCUGGAAUCUCAAAUGUUCAAUAACCAACCUUUACUUCCUUACCAAGAGUGGAAUAUCGCUUUUUCAGAAUUGACCGUUGGGACUCGUGUUGGGAUAGGGUUCUUUGGGGAAGUUUUCCGUGGCUUAUGGAAUGGGACAGACGUUGCUAUUAAGGUUUUCCUAGAGCAAGAUCUUACUGCUGAAAACAUGGAAGACUUCUGCAACGAGAUUUCCAUUCUAAGCCGUCUUCGACAUCCUAAUGUGAUACUAUUUUUGGGGGCGUGCACGAGGCCUCCACAUCUUUCUAUGGUAACCGAGUACAUGGAGAUGGGCUCCUUGUACUAUUUGAUCCAUUUGAGUGGUCAGAAAAAGAAGCUUAGUUGGAGGCGGAGACUUAAAAUGAUACGUGAUAUAUGCAGGGGGUUGAUGUGCAUUCACCGGAUGAAGAUAGUACAUCGUGACUUAAAAAGUGCUAAUUGUCUUGUUAAUAAGCAUUGGACCGUGAAGAUAUGCGACUUUGGCCUAUCAAGGAUGAUGAUAAACUCACCCAUGAGAGACUCUUCAUCUGCUGGAACACCAGAAUGGAUGGCUCCUGAGCUUAUACGCAAUGAACCCUUCACCGAGAAAUGUGAUAUCUUCAGCCUGGGGGUGAUAAUGUGGGAGCUCUGCACUUUAAAUAGACCAUGGGAUGGUGUGCCACCAGAGAGGGUGGUAUAUGCAGUAGCUAAUGAAGGAUCCAGGUUGGAUAUACCUGAAGGUCCUCUCGGAAGGCUAAUCACAGAUUGCUGGGCGGAACCGCAAGAAAGGCCUAGCUGUGAGGAGAUUCUCUCCCGGUUGCUUGACUGCGAGUGAUCUUACUGCUACUGGAAUUCAUGGGUUUGUGUAUAGAAAGUCUGGAAGAGUUUUGACGCUGUCUGUUUCGGCUUUGACCUUGUAAUCUGUAGAAUGAUUUUGCAAAAUGAGAGCAUAGAACGUCAAAGAGUUGAUUGUCCAGAUCUUUUUUGUGGUCCAUUGUUUCAUCAUAUGUGAGUGGAAAAUUUCGGCUCUUAAUUGAUUUUGGGCCAGGUUUGGCCGAGGUAGUCAAAUUUGUAAGGGAAAAUUGACUAGAAUCAGCUGGAAAAAGAGUGAAACAGGCGUGAAUUUGUUCAACUGAAAGUAGUUGACACUUGACAGGAGAUCAGAGACUUGGCUAA
Molecule: messenger RNA, 3158 nt
Organism: Rhodamnia argentea
Lineage: Eukaryota; Viridiplantae; Streptophyta; Magnoliopsida; Myrtales; Myrtaceae
Product: probable serine/threonine-protein kinase SIS8
Exons: 17
Coding region: 391-2817 (808 amino acids)
Biological process (GO): protein phosphorylation
Molecular function (GO): ATP binding; protein kinase activity
Source: RefSeq, a predicted model, not a curated record